AUGAAUCUCAACGCUUUCAUUCCGCCGAUUUUUGUCCACAGUCAUGAAGAGCAACAUCAUACAAUUACACGAAAAAGAAUGGAGAGAUUUACUGCCGACGGAGAUUUAUUGAGCGUCACGGAUGUUAGAACCAAGUAUUUCGAUGAUUCUCCAUCUCGUCCUCAGAGACAUUUGUCUCGAAUCAAUCCAGAUUCCGAUUCAGAUUACUAUACUAUUAACACUUAUCGGACUCCUACCACCACGACAUCUCGACGAAGAGAGCAACCCUUGAAUAAUAGAGAAGUUCGACAUCAACGAGAAGUAAUCGAAAGAGAGCACCCCAUCAGAAGAAUUGAACGCGUCGAGCGAGUGAGAGCACCGAGGGAAUUUAUUGCCGACUCUACCAAUGACGGAUAUCGAACCACAGACUCCUAUGUUAGAAAAACAUCGAUUCUCAAAAAUGAUCAGAGAAAUCGAGAUGUAACACCAACAAGUUCGAGGGUUGAAUGGAGAGAGCCAUUAGACUGCCUUAUCGAUCACAUGAACCAAAUCAGAACUUCUUUGGCACUUGCUCCUCUUCAACCAUCAGUUCGGCUUGCUGAUAUUGCAGCGCAAUGGGCGAAAAUGUUAGCUCUGCGUGGAGAAUUCAGAAGUGAUCGUAAUCGAUUAAUGAACAUCUGGAUGGGAAGCCGAGUCAGCGAAGCAAUCGCUGAUGUUUGGUUUGAUGAGGCCGUUGAAUUCGGAGUUCGUAACUAUCUUGAUGAUGAUGAAAUUUCCUGGGUUGGAUGUGCAAGCGCAUUUUCGGAGCAGCAUCGGCAAUUUAUUGUUGUUGCGGUUUACGAGUAA
Messenger RNA from Caenorhabditis bovis, 825 nucleotides. Lineage: Eukaryota; Metazoa; Nematoda; Chromadorea; Rhabditida; Rhabditidae. The record is from the annotation of a GenBank genome assembly.